Aspergillus pseudotamarii is the source of this 708-nucleotide messenger RNA. RefSeq lists its product as uncharacterized. The transcript has a single exon. The record is from RefSeq and is a predicted model, not a curated record. The coding region runs from base 223 to 660 and encodes 145 amino acids. Gene Ontology annotation, molecular function: monooxygenase activity; iron ion binding; heme binding. Lineage: Eukaryota; Fungi; Ascomycota; Eurotiomycetes; Eurotiales; Aspergillaceae.
CUCCCUUCUUCUUCUCCUUUUCCUUUGCCCUAUUUUGCUUGUUCCCUCUAAGCCUGGUGUUGACAUAAAUCAUCCAGUCCUAAAGCUAACUCUUGUGUAGAAGAAUCAGCUAGCAGCCGAUUUAGAGGCCCUUCCUCGCUUGGGUAUGAUCGGAUCGGCCUUUCCCAUGUUACUUCAACUCUCAGGCAUAUUACCCUUGCAUUUUUUUUUCUUUGGAAUGCAAUGAAAGCCGGUCAACGGAUCGCAGAGUAUGCGGAUCAACCACUCCUGGCUUAUAAAACGUCAGUCACCCAGGACGCCACCAAUCCAAAGCCUACCCUCUUUACCAAGUUAUUCCAUGUGGGCUCGGAUCAACUAUCGGACAUAGACCAUGGAAGUGAAGCACAGGAGUAUAUAGUUGGUGGUAAUGACAAUACAGCCAUUACACUAACAUACCUCGUGUGGGAGGUUUGCCGAGAUGCAAAGGUCAAAAGUGGAUUGCUACUAGAGUUAAACACACUUCCGGAAAGUUUCGGUGACGAUGACCUCAAGAAACUACCAUUCUUGAACAAUGUCGUACGGGAUACCCUGCAUUUAUAUGCUACAAAUCCGUCCAGCAGGCCUCGAAUCCCCCAGCUCCUGGGGCGAAUCUCUGUGGAUACUGGAUUCCGAGUGGUGUGACGGUACCUACGCAGGCUUAUAGUCUCCAUCGAGUUCCUCAUAUAUUUC